UUUAAGCCCCUCCCACCACGCACAGCUGACGCUGGCAGAGCUCCCACCGUGAGCUACAAGACGAAGCUGCUUUUAUUUAAUCCAAACGCGUUAAAUGGACUCUUAUCCGAUGUAAUAAAGUGUUUGCAUUCGACAUUUUAGUCAUUUAUAAGGCGGCUUGGAAGUUCCAAGACAUGUGCGUCGGUGAUAUCCGCUCCUAGCGGCUGCUGGUGGCGAUGCUACUGCUUGUGAUCAUCAGCUAGCCCAGGCUUAGCUGGCUCGGAGUGACGGGGACAGAGAACCGUGGGCGAAGGCAGCUGGUAACAUCAGUCAGCUGACACCAGCACACAAAAGGAAUAUAUAUAUAAAUAUAUAUAAAGGCUGUGAGAUCUGCCUGUGGGUGUUUGAAAACCGUAGCAGAAAAAAAAACCCCACAAUGAGCUCCGAAGAGACAGCAGCGCCCAGCAAAGCCGCUCCGGAUGAUGAUGGCAUGACCUGGUGGUACAGAUGGCUCUGCAAAAUCGCUGGGGUUUUGGGAGGAAUAUCCUGCGCUGUCUCGGGAGUGUGGAACUGCGUCACUGUGAACCCUUUAAACAUCGCUGCUGGAGUAUGGAUGGUGUUGAAUGCCUUUGUGCUGUUCCUUUGUGAGGUCCCAUUCUGCUGCCAGUUCAUAGAGUUUGCAAAUGCGAUUGCAGCCCGCGCAGACAAAUUCAAGCCCUGGCAGAAAGCCCUCUUCUACUGUGGGAUGGCUCUGUUUCCCGUGUUCCUGAGCUUCUCCAUUACAACACUGUUUGGAAAUGCCAUCGCCUUUGCCACAGGAGUUCUUUAUGGACUUGCGUCUUUAGGCAAAAAGCUCUCACAUUAAAUGCAGUUCACAACAUUUUUAUCAAUUAACACGAUGCCACCCUAAUAAUGACCUUCCCUUUUUGUGAUGCAAAUAGGUUUAAACUGAGUGAGUUUUGUACUAAUCCCUUCUAAUUCUGAUUCUCGUACACUUGUUUUUUCUUUAUUUCCACUUAUUUUUAUUACCACCCUUCCUUCGCAUCCCGUUUCCUCUAUUUUUUUCUUCUUCUUUUCUUUUCCCCCCUGCCC
Xiphophorus couchianus (Monterrey platyfish) is the source of this 1071-nucleotide messenger RNA. RefSeq names its product calcium channel flower domain containing 1 (gene cacfd1). The record is from RefSeq and is a predicted model, not a curated record. Gene Ontology annotation, biological process: vesicle-mediated transport. NCBI's taxonomy places the organism in Eukaryota, Metazoa, Chordata, Actinopteri, Cyprinodontiformes, Poeciliidae. The transcript has 6 exons. Gene Ontology annotation, cellular component: membrane. The coding region runs from base 416 to 844 and encodes 142 amino acids.